AUGAGCACCCUUUUGAGACCCUCUUCCUCCCCCAUCAGCCACAACUCGUUCCGACGCCACCUGCCGCGCCAGAUGCACGUGACCAGCAUGGACCUCAGCAUGGAGGCGCUCCCCGCGCGGCAGUCCUCCACCGUCAGCAUCGGCCGCAUCAAGCCCGAGCUGUACAAGCAGCGGUCGGUGGACUCCCAGGACGGCCAGCCGCGCCCGCCGCCGGAGCCCUGCGGCAAGCUGAGCUUCUCCCUGCUGUACGACUACGAGGAGCAGGGCCUGGUGGUGCGCCUGCUGAAGGCCCUGGACCUGCCCGCCAAGGACUUCAGCGGCACCUCCGACCCCUACGUCAAGAUCUACCUGCUGCCCGACCGCAAGACCAAGUUCCAGACUCGCGUCCACCGCAAGAACCUCAACCCCAUGUUCGACGAGACCUUCCGCUUCGCCGUGCCGUACGACGAGCUGUGCGCGCGCCAGCUGCACUUCAGCGUGUACGACUUCGACCGCUUCACCAGCCACGACACGAUCGGCGAGGUGGUGGUGGACAACCUGUUCGAGCUGUCCGACCUGUCGCGGGAGGCCGUGGUGUGGAAGGACAUCCACGCCGCCACCACCGAUAGUGUGGACCUGGGUGAGAUCAUGUUCUCUCUGUGCUACCUUCCCACCGCCGGCCGGAUGACCCUCACCGUCAUCAAGUGCCGGAACCUGAAAGCCAUGGACAUCACAGGCUCCUCGGACCCGUACGUGAAGGUCUCCCUGAUAUGCGACGGGCGGCGUCUGAAAAAGAGGAAGACCACGACGAAGAGGAGCACGCUGAACCCGGUGUACAACGAGGCCAUCAUCUUCGACAUCCCCCCCGAGAACGUUGAGCAGGUCAGCCUGUCCAUCACCGUGAUGGACUACGACAGGGUGGGUCACAACGAGGUGAUCGGUGUGUGCUACACCGGGCCGGACGCUCAGGGCCUGGGGCGGGACCACUGGACCGAGAUGUUGGCGUACCCCCGGAAACCCAUCACCCACUGGCACUCCCUGGGCGAGUGGCCUGGAAGAGCAGCGAGCUUCGAGAGUCAGGGCUCCUGUCCGUCGCCGAAGCCACCCUUGACCCCCUGAGCAGCACCCAGCGGGUGUCACAACAGGGUGUCACAAACGGGUGUCGUGGUCCUGCUGUCCGGAGGUUGAAUCUGCUGUCGCUCGGGGUUACCAAGAGAAGAAGAACAUCGAAGAGACUCUGACGGACGACGCUCGCUCUGUGGUGUUUCUGUGUCUGUAGGUCACGGUGGAGAUGUGUUUAAAACCGUACGCUACGCGGUACGUGCGUGACACCUGAAUUCUUCAAGGGCUCGACAGAACCGACUAUGCACCGUACUUAAUUGACACAAAUUGCGUCUCGUGAGUAAUUGCUCUGUGCUCGUUAGUCAUAUUCGACAUUGCUAUGGUCACUCUCCCCGACGCUUGAAAUUAAAAUGCAUAAGUACCUUCCAACUUUAAAAUCACACCACACAUUUACCCAGCCGUCAUACUGACCAAAUCAUUGGAAGAACUAAUUAGGCAAUAUUAAAAUCAACUCACACGUUUCCAGGCAUCGCUGUACAGUCAUUGAAGCCGGUCCAUUUCCGUUUGAAACGAAACGAUAUAGACAUAUAUAUUUUUAUGUAAGAUUUAUUAUUGAAGGUUUUAUCCUUUAUAUUGUAGAGUGAGACAGACAGGAAGGUAUGGGAGACAGAGGGGGAGACAAGGACCGCGGGCGGGAAUCGAACCCGGGUCGCUGCCGUGAGGACUGGGCCUCAACGGUACGCGCUCGCCCCGCUGAACCACCGGGGCGCCCAAAACAGAACGAUACAGAUCCUAACGUCUGACCUCAUUGGACGGUUCUGUCGUUUCCACCGUGGAGAGGGACAGGUCAACAUGGAGUGUUUCCUCCGGCCGUACUUUAUGUAUGCAGUAUGUUUAUAUAUAUAUUAUACAUCCCACCCCCGCCGUCGUCGUUAACCUGUGGCCCGCAGGACGCUGCACAGCCGAGUCCAUCGCCCCCAGAGAGACGGUAGCCCGCACAUGUAGCAACGAGGGGGUCGUUACCCUGGAGACGUCCACCGACCUACAGACGGUGUCUGUCGGAACGUCUGGAAGAGCGGCGUCCAUGCCUAGAUAGAUAGAUACUGGCGAGAUUUCAUUCCUAUUAGAGAAAACGUGAAUCCCUGACCUAUGAUGUCAAUGGUCAAACUUUCCCUCGAAUUUUCCAUGGAAACAUACUUUUUCCAGCGCAUGCAUAUGAGGCAGUAUUCUCUAAUCACAGCCAGUCGCGAUGGGUUCCAUUAAAAUAUAAAACCAUCUUCCAGAAGGGUUUGAGACAGCCUUAAUCUCUGCAUUGUGUUGGCAUUGGAAGGCGUGACCUUGAUCAGAGCCUGAGUACAGAAACAACGCUGUCUGAUUUAUGAUUUCUCUUGAUUGCAGGAAUGCUCCCAGAGAUUAUUUGUUAUCGUCUGAUUUUUCCCAAAUGUAAUUUUCCGCUAUAUAGUAAUAUGCCGAACAACCCCUGAAUGGAUAAUUGGAAAAAACUAACAAAUAUAUGCAUCUUCCUGUCAUAUAAUUCAUUCAUAAAUCUUAACCCUUCGUUACAAGGAUUAAUAAAUACUAAAGAUAGCGUACAGUAGUUUAAAUGGACAACUUUUGGACCUGAUUGGAUAAGGUAACCUUGAAUAGACUUAAAAUGUUUAUAGGAAACAUGUCCUAGACACAGGGAAGCAAUCAACCAACACUUCACGCUCAACAUUGUUUUUUACGUAGUAUCUAUAUAUUUUUACAUUACAUUGAGCCAUUUUUUAUUAUUUUCUGUUGAAAACAUUGCAUUGACAUUAACGCGUGAGUAAUAACGAACUAAUACAAUGCCAACAUACAAAAAGGCUAUGUACUGUUAUCGAACUUGCACAUGAUAAAUAUGAAGCUUUCUUUCCUGUGCACUGCCCUAACAGUAAAAUGUGACUUUUUUUACAUGUACCAUGCAUGUGCUCAAAAAGAAAUGUUCAAUGAGGGAGGGGAAAAUGUAAUUAAUGAAUUAAGUACAGUUAUCAGAAUUUCUAACUAACAUUGUGUUUACAUGUACAUAUUGUUGUCAAACGUUUGUACAUAAAAGUGAACUAAAAACAAAGGUAACUGUAGACUUCUAUAUUAUUGUGCAAUUUACAUCGUUUAGUGAUAUUUUCUACGCCUUGUGCUUGUGUUUACGUCCAAUGAUGCACACUAUGUCAUACAUGUGAGGAACAAAUCAUAUUUGAGACGUUCAAGUGUACCUUAAGAACUUACUUUUGUUUUAAUUUUGCAUAUUGGUUGAGUUUACAAUUGAUCAAAAAAUAAUUCCAGCCGAUAAUUCGAUAUUUGACAUGCACCGCAGAUACACGGUGUACAGUUUGUGAUAACUUUUUGUAUAAUUCCAUUAGAAACUUCAAAUAUAAUGCAUUGUAACUGUUACCUAUGUAUUUUGACUAACAAAAAUAAAGAAAUA
Gadus chalcogrammus (walleye pollock) is the source of this 3487-nucleotide messenger RNA. Its product is annotated as synaptotagmin-10-like. Gene Ontology annotation, cellular component: membrane. The transcript is spliced from 5 exons. Gene Ontology annotation, biological process: calcium-ion regulated exocytosis; cellular response to calcium ion; regulation of calcium ion-dependent exocytosis. Bases 1 to 1098 code for a protein of 365 amino acids. Gene Ontology annotation, molecular function: calcium ion binding; phosphatidylserine binding; syntaxin binding. Lineage: Eukaryota; Metazoa; Chordata; Actinopteri; Gadiformes; Gadidae. The record is from RefSeq and is a predicted model, not a curated record.